UCUCUCUUAUCUCUCAUCAGUUGAUUAUACUUUACACUGAACUUAUUGAACUUGAAACUAAUUGACUGAUUUAUAUAAGUAAUCGUGAAGUGUGUAUUAAGCAACACUUGUUAAUCUACAGUGUGGUAAUUAAUCUCUGAAAGUUGGGAGCUCAAGCUAUUCCCCUUAAGAAAAAAUAAUAAUCCCCAAAUCCCACCGUCGACUGGAAUCCCUCUCUUCUCCAAUCCCCUUUUAUUUUGUGUGAAUUAUAUCGUUUUAUUACAUCUAUAACACUUGGGAACAUCUCUGGUUGCUGAGGACGUAUAAUUGAUUAAGUGUUAAGAGAAUUGGACUCCAUUAAGACUGGUUGUUACUUCGCUUGACAUCUUCCCAUCUCUUCAUCUUCGCUAUGCAGGCGUGAUGUUGAUGUUGAUGUUGUGGAGGGUGACUGUGGUGGAGUGUUGAGGGUCAGGGCGCUGCCCACCUGACUGUACCCGAGCGUGACCUGUGCCGCCAUGAGGCCCCUCAGACUGACCUUCGCCUGGCCUCAGCUCCUGCUGCUGGCGGCCUCUCUGGCGGGGCCGCACAGCCGCAGCGCCCGACCUCGACCCCGAGAUCGACAUUCUUGUCGAAUCUUCCCCCGUGGCCGCCACCGCCGUGGUCGCCUCGGAGGACACUCGCCUCCUGCAGGAUGUUUCGAAACCUGCCGGGGAAGAUAAUGACGGAGGAGCCAGUGCUGGAGGAGGAGGUGGUGGUCACGACGGAGGAGGUGGUUUCUCAGGUGCCGGAACCCAAGCCCCGUAUAGCGUACAGCCAGGCGUGGGUCAACAAGACUUACCUCGCCAAGGAUGACUUCAAUCCCCGAGGCAUGGAGCACCUCUACCUCAUAACCAACCUCUUCCUCGACCUCGUACAUCGCCGGCGGGAGGUUCCUGCCGAAUUAGAGUCGCUGGUGUCACAAGAGUUGGCACAGCCGACACUGGACAAGCAGCAGGCGAUGCGUGUGGUGUCGGAGCUGGAGGCUAAUUGGGACGUGUUGGUGAUGCACUACAUCGGCCUGGUGGCGCUGGUGGUGAUCGGGUGUCUCAUGAUCGUCAUUAUGCCCCUCGCCGGCCUGGUGUUCGCCUGCUGCCGCUGUGCUGGCCGGUGUGGCGCUCACGAACCUCACUACGACAAGAAGCGCGACCCCUGCAAGAGAGCCACCCUGGGCACCUUGCUGGCUAUACUGGUGGUGGUCAUAUUGUUGGGUCUGGUGUGUUCCUUCGUGUCCAACGCCAGGAUGGAGGAGGGGAUCCAAGGACUGCCUAAGGACUGGUCCCUCGCUGUCCACGAUACCAAACUCUUCCUCAAUAAUACCGAUAGCGAGGUGCAGAAUCUACUAGUAAGCAACUACCGGGAAUUGCAGAAUGUUCUCUUCAAUAAACUGGACACAUUUGCAGGUAGUGGUGAGCUUGUUAAGAGUGAACUGGCGCGAGUAACCAAAGCUGUGGCCAUUGACAACCUGACAGCCAUUGCCACAAGCUUGUCAGUCAUCAAGAAGGACCUCUGGGAAAUCAAGAACACAACACUACAACUACAGGACCAGACAUCAAAUCUACAGAGUGGGCUGGGUGAUGUCGCUUUCAGGCUGAGGGAGCUUCAAGAGUCAUGUAAAUCACUGCCUGACUGUCAUGAACUCAUCACAGAAUACGCAGAUAAGCUCAAGAUAAAUAAUGACUUUGAUCGGUAUCUGGAGACCGAUGUUUUGCCUCAGCUUCCGAAUGUUGAAUCAAAGCUUGACGAAGUAACCGCUCUCAUAGAAAACGAUAUAGAGAUUGUGGUGAAGCGAGGAAAGCGAGCGUUUGAUUCAAUCGCGACAGAGAUCCAAAACAAAGUUCAAAGUUCAAUACCCGAAAUCAAGGAGAAGAUAUUAGAUGCAGGAGGUCAGCUGGAGGACGCAGCUGAGAAAAUUCACCGAAUACUGCAGCCAAUUGAUCUUAGUGAGUCUCAGAAUCCUGACUCUUACCCAAGGGAAUCCAAUGUCUAUCUGAGGAAGAUAAACACAUACUUAAGAAUCAUGCAGGAUGGGAUAAAUGAAUAUGCUAUGUACAGAUCCUGGGGCUUCAUGGGCCUCUGCAUAUUGCUGCUAGUGAUAACACUCUGCUUCACCUUGGGUGUUGUUAUUGGCUGCUGUGGUCGCCGGCCUGAUGGAGCCUCUUCAUGCCACAAGGCUGCCGGUGCCUCUUGGCUCAUGUGUGGUGUUGGGUUGACAUUCCUCUUCUCUGCGGUGAUCAUGGCGUGUACUACUGCACUGUUUGUCGUGGGCAGUGCCAGUGAGAUUCUGGUGUGUGACCCACUCAGUGACCCAACACACUCUGAAGUUUUAUCAGUGGCUGCUGAUCUAUAUAACUUCAAUGACUAUUAUCCAUCUGGUGAGGCACCAAGAUUGACUGAAAUGAUAAGUAAGUGUCACAAGAAUCAGUCUCUCUACUCAGUGUUGAGUCUGGACCACAUAGACAGCAUCCUAGCAGAACUCCAGGACUAUAAGAAACGACUUAAUCUUGAUGAAAAGAUUGAACAACUGAUGAACGAAAUUCGUGUUGAUACAAAUGUUGAGAUCUUGUCAAGGGAUGCCAAAGAACAGCUGUGGGAGCUGGCCAACUCCUCAGUUGCUGACAAGGACACAUGGGACUACUAUACUGAUAUUUUAGAAAAGAAAGUUCUUACAAUUGACUUGAUGGAGUUAGCAGCCUUACUGAACCAGACAGCUGACCAGUUGCCAAAUGGAUAUCACCAAGUGUCUUUCAAGCUUAAAAAUGAUGCCCUUUUCUUAGAGGGCUUGCAACGAUGGGUGACAUCAAUUGGUUCACUGACGAAGAAUCUAAAGAAAACUACUGCACGACUCAACGAGCACCUGAAAUUCAACAAGACAAGCUUACGUGAAGCUAUUGGAGAUCUCAUCAACCAAGCUGAGUUCGCACAAUACUACCUUCGCGUUAAUGGCUCUCGGGAAGUGACCCAGCUUGUAGCCAGAUUCUCAGAAGAUUUUCUGGCAGACGUAGACGAAUAUGUGUGGCACGUGGAAUUAGCGGUGGAAAAUGACGUUGGUCGGUGUGGACCCGUGUCAACAAUAUACAAUGCCUCCACAUCUGCAGUGUGCAAAGACAUCAUGUAUCCUUUUAAUGGCUUUUGGGCGAGUGUGGGCUGGGUGUUCUUCUUCUUCCUGCCGGCGAUGGUUCUGGCUGUUCAGUUAUCGUCUUUGUACCGGAAGACUGAACCAUAUCCAGGACCUCUCAAUGAAUCCGAAUACAUGUAUGAUGCAUAUGAUGAGAGGAACAGCUUUCCUAUGUCCAACCAAGAGUCCAUGUAUGACGCAUAUGCUGAGAGGGACAACAUCCCACUCACUACUAAAACAGUGGAAAGACGUCCCAUACUGGUCAGCAGUGCAUAUGACAAGAAGCAGCGACGGCGUUCGCGCGACCAUGAAGGGUACGUGAGCAGCAGCUACACUGCUGAUCAGCAAUACAGUGGCUCCCGAGCUUCUCCACCACACACGGAAUAUAUCAACACUUCUGACUGGGCAGACUACCCUCCAAGCGGCGGGCCCCCACGUUACACCAGUCAGCCCAGCCUCUCCCCAGAGUACGAGAGACCGCCUCCAUAUUAUUACCCCGGGCCUGGGCCGCAGUAUUAUGGGGGCCCUCCCCCUGGGACGGGGCCAGCUGCUGGGGGGAUGCAGGUGCACCCGCCCCCUCCAGGCAACCCCCCGGCUGGGCCUCAAGGCCCAACAAACUUCCUUCACGGCCCUGCCCCUUGGAACCCACAACAACGCACCAUCAAUCUUGGCGGCUGGAAGAUCUCCCCGGCCUACUCUCGGGACGAAUACGAUGCAUAGUGGCCAAGCAUCCAGCCGGCCCUCUGCACUCUGCUUGAUGCAUAGAAGAUACCAGGAAAAGCCUGCGGUUCAUGAUGUACCAAAGUGUAUUGAUAGUUGGCCUUGAUAACAGACUGUUGUACAUCCCCAUCACCUCCUCUCAAGAAGAAGGCACUUGAGUAAUUGGAAGUGAUUCAUCUCCUUGUUAACCAUUUUUUUUUAUUUGACUGGUUAAUGAUACAAAAUAUAUCUUAUUUGUAUCCACAAUGCUUUGUUCUGAGAACUAGGAACAUUCCAUACAAUCUGAUUAAAAAAAUUAUUUCCAUUCUUGUGAUUUAACAGAUUGAAGAAGGAACUGAAGCCAGGUUACAAAAACCUAUUUAUUGAAACAUGAUAUUUCACUUUUUGGUGAUAUUGGUUGUUGUUUACAUUUAUAGAUUAGUAAAAAUGUAGCUGGACUUAUAUUCAGAGAAUUUCAUACCUGUUAAUCAUCUGUGAAUAACUGUAUUCAAACUGCCAGUUUCUGUCUCCCUGUUAAGUGUUAGUAGAUUUUCAGUGCUUAAACUGUAGUUGCACAUAGAAAAAUACUUCAAAGAAUAGUGCAGAGUAGAGACUAGUUUUCUGAAAGGAAUUAGAGAAACUCUCUGAAUGCAGUGAUAGGAUAAUGCUAUUAUGCGAUAUGACUGUACGAAAAAUAUUCCAAUACUAGAUUUUUGUGAUUCUGCUGUGUUGUUUUGGAUAAGAUAUUGCUUUAACCUCAUGUUCACUGGAAGAAGAAGCUGCUUGAUGUUAGUCAGUCAAUUGCUGGCAGUAUAAUAUGUGGUAUUCAGCCUUUUCUUCAUAAUAACAUUACCUCUUAGAGUGUCCACAUGAGAGGGAAUCUCGGCAUCUGAAUCUGAAAACACCAUUUGAGUGAUGUUGCAAAUUAACUGUUGCUGUAAACUAGGUAUUGAUUGUCUUCAAGAUUAUAAGAAUUUACGAUGAGCAAGGAGCUGGAACUAAUUAUUGUGUUAAGAAAUAACUAAGUACAGUACUAAAGUCUUAUAAGAUCCUCCAGUGGUGUUGAAGUUUCUAGUCUUUGUGUAAACAUUUUCAUAAUGGACUCCAUCACAUGUGGAUACAACAGUGUGCUUAUUCAGAAGUUCUGGGUGGAGAUUGUGAUGAAAUCAACAGUUUUGAGUUUUAUUUUGUGAGGAGACUCAUAUCCUUUUGAAGAGUAGCUGGAAGAUAAGCCACAUUUUUCUUGUAAGGUUCAAUACUGAUGGUCUUGUCACAAUUGCUUUUAGUGAUUGUAUCCAGAGUUAAGUAAUCCUAGAUAUCAUGAUCAUAUGUGUCAAAUGCUGCUGUUUAUGGAAGGCACAUCCUUUACUUAGUUUAGGAAGUGAUAUUUGAUACUCACUGUAUGUUAGGCACAGAUUAAACCCUCCAGUUAGUUUUCUGACAGCAGAUUUAAAAUAACAAAGCCUUGUUAUUCCCAGCCUCAUUGUUAUAAAACACUUUGCUCUCAAUAUAUAUAAUUUCUAACUCCAUAUCUUGCUUUUGAAUUUAAAGUAAGACUGUAAUCUUGAAAUAAAGUUCAGUAAUGUGACAUAAUGUGAUGGGAUUAACCAGGUUUAUUUACAGUAAUCCCCCUUAGUCUGUUGUAAGUUACUAUUGAAACUACUUCACUAUAUACAAGAAAUCAAGACAUCAGGAAAUGUGUCGGCCACAUUGAUUUUACACUACUGUACAAUAUUUUAAUAAUGGCCUCUUUCAGUCUCAUGGUAUUUUGGGAAUGAGUUUGGAGACAUACUCAAGUUUAGUAAUAAACUUGAUAAAAUAUGUUGUUCAUGGUAUAAGCAUAUUUUGACUUAACAGCUUUAUAAAUGGUGUCUCCGGUAAAGGUUUUAGAGACAAUGUUGGCAGGAGGGAAGCACCAUUGAUGGAGUUGUCUUGUUUUAGUAGAAAUAACUGAAAACCUGAUAAUAUCGUCAAACUGUAGGCCAAUACUUAAAAAAAAUGUAAUUAUGAUGAGUAUGCAUACAGUGCUUUCAAGCAUUGUAUGAAUGGUUGACAUGUGAUUCCCAGUAAUUUUUGUCUUUGUUCAAGUACAACAAAUAAUACUCUUAUGGUGUGAGCUGAGAGUAUUUCUUAUUGGACACUUGUCUAAUUCAAUUGCUGGACACCACAAACAAUCUUUGGAUCUUGUAUGUUUUAUUUUUUUUAUUUUUUAUUUUUUUUUUCCCUGUAGUUCACAUAAUUUAAAUUUUUAUUUUAUCCUGAAUUCCUAAAUGAAAUGUUUUUUGUUUGUUUAUGUCAAGUUAACACUUCAGUUGACUGUGUUUUUUAUGUCAACAGCAGCCAAGUGGCACUUUCCUUUUAAUAAAAAUAACUUGGUACAGUAUUUUGAGACAAUACCAGGUUGAGCAUGAGGGUCUCACUGUAGUUUUCAACCUUACAGUGUGGAUGCAAGGUUCUGGAUAAGUGCACUACAGUAUGUCAUAUUACCUUGAGUAAUCAAGGAGGGCUAUUUUAAUGUUAAUUUUAGUUUGAAGGUAAGAAUGUGAUCUGUACAUUUCUUUAUUUAAUUUUACUGAGCAGACUUUUCCAGUUCAUGAAAGCAUGUUAAUACUGGAGUUAUUGUUUAAUUCUUUUUUUUUUUUUAUCUAAAGGGUUGAAAGUUUUCCUGGGAAGUAAUAUUGUAAAAACAUGUAUCCAGUAGAAACUGGAUUACUCAAGAGGUGUGCCAGCCUCAAGUAUCAUGUAGUUGUGUUGGAGCUCCCGACUCACUUUAAAGACUUUUGGUAUAUGCUUCUUACAGCUACUGUGAAUGGAUGUGAAUUGUGUAAUCAUGUAGCUCUUUAAAUGCCAUACAAAUAUAUUUGCUCAUUAAGUUUAACUAUUUAUGUAGAUACCUAGUAUUUCAUAUUCAGAUUUUUUUAUGUGAAAUUACACUUUGGGAGGAACAAGAGCCAGCCUCCCAUUGCAGGAAGUUUAGAUCUUCACAAAACUAAUUCUUGCAAUCUAAAUAUGUUGGAGUGAUGAAUACAUUUCAUCUUAAAAUUUACAGCAAUAGGCCAAGUGAUCAUCUGUGUUAUUUAGCAGUAAAAUGUAGUUUCAUGCCAAAAUGGUUUACAGUAUCUAAUGCAACAGCAAGCCAUUGUUGUUUUUCAGUCAAGUGUUAAUGAAUGUAUAUGUAUAUAUAUAUAUAUAAAUAUAUAUAUAGAUCAGGUGUGAGAAUGAGUGUUGGUCUCAUGUACUUUAACAAAUACCUAUACCUAUACCUAUGCCCCGUGUGAUUUUUAUAUUAUUCUGCAGUUUUCCUUGUCAGGUCUGUAUAAUACAUGAACCAUUUUGUAGAAAA
Homarus americanus (American lobster) is the source of this 7175-nucleotide messenger RNA. RefSeq names its product prominin-1-like. Gene Ontology annotation, cellular component: membrane. NCBI's taxonomy places the organism in Eukaryota, Metazoa, Arthropoda, Malacostraca, Decapoda, Nephropidae. The record is from RefSeq and is a predicted model, not a curated record. The coding region runs from base 671 to 3853 and encodes 1060 amino acids. The transcript has 25 exons.